GGAGAUUCAGGAACAUUCCGGUGUUCUUUCUAAGAACCCUUUCUGCCUUCCUGAAGAAAAGACAGAGGGAGAAAGGAUGGUGACUGAGUGUUUGACAGAUUGUUCUCAGGAUGCUGUGACCUUUGGCGAUGUGGCUGUCAACUUCACCCAAGAGGAGUGGGCUUUACUGGACCUAUCUCAGAGAAACCUGUACAGAGAUGUGAUGCUGGAGAACUACAAUAACCUGAUCACCACGGGCUAUCAGUCGGUCAAACCGGCUCUGAUCUCUUGGUUGGAACAAGGAGAGUUUAGGACAGUGGAGAGAGGAGCCCUCCAAGAAUGGGAAAUGAAUCAAAAAGUCAAAGACUCCUCAAUUCAGCAGGAUAUUUUAGGGGGAGAAACACCCAAUGGGAUAGAAAUGUAAAGAAUGGCAAGAAACCACAAUGGACUGGAACUCUAUGACUGUAAGCAGAGUGGGAAAGACUUUAGUGAACAUUUGUGCCUUAAGACACACAAGAGAACUCAAAAUGAAGGGGACACUUAUGAGGAUAAUCAGUGUAGAAAGAGCUUCCUUACUGUGCAGAAGAAACCCUCUACUGGAGAGAAACAUCCUGGGUUUGUUCAGUGUGGAAAAGCCAUCAGUGUGACUCCAAAUAUUGUGUAUGGGAAAACUAGCACAGCAGAGAAAGCCUUCGAGGCAGUGAUGGUGGGAAUGCCUUUGUUAAUGAGUCUUAUCUUCAGGCACAAACGAGAACUCAACAAUAGAGAAAAACUCUCGUGAAUGGAAGGAGUAUGGGAAAGCUUCUGUUCACUCCACGUGCCUUGGUAUACGUGUGCAAACUCGCAGUGCUACCAAACAUGAAUGUAACGAAUG
Vicugna pacos (alpaca) is the source of this 853-nucleotide messenger RNA. RefSeq names its product zinc finger protein 426-like. Gene Ontology annotation, biological process: regulation of DNA-templated transcription. NCBI's taxonomy places the organism in Eukaryota, Metazoa, Chordata, Mammalia, Artiodactyla, Camelidae. The record is from RefSeq and is a predicted model, not a curated record.